Thamnophis elegans (Western terrestrial garter snake) is the source of this 1692-nucleotide messenger RNA. RefSeq names its product vomeronasal type-2 receptor 26-like. Gene Ontology annotation, cellular component: membrane. The record is from RefSeq and is a predicted model, not a curated record. The transcript has 5 exons. NCBI's taxonomy places the organism in Eukaryota, Metazoa, Chordata, Lepidosauria, Squamata, Natricidae. Gene Ontology annotation, biological process: G protein-coupled receptor signaling pathway. The coding region runs from base 1 to 1692 and encodes 563 amino acids. Gene Ontology annotation, molecular function: G protein-coupled receptor activity.
AUGAGUGAUCCCUUCCAGUUCCCAUAUGAGUAUGCCAAACCAGGGGAUAUAAUAAUCGGAGGGAUUGCUUCACAAUUUCAUUGCCUGGUGGAAAUAAGCAACUUUGAGGAACAUCCCGAAACAAAGGUGGUAGAAGAACUCGUGGCAACGUUAAAGAAUUACCAACAUGUACUUUCAUUAAUAUUUGCUGUGAAGCAGAUCAAUGAGAAUCCCGACAUAUUGCCAAAUAUCAGCCUAGGGUUCCACAUUUAUGACAGCUACAAGAAUGCAAAGAUGUCUUAUCAGAACACCCUGAAACUUCUGUCUGCCCAGAGAAAGACUAUUCCAAAUUACAACUGCAAGAAGCAAACUAAUUUGAUAUCUGCAAUUGGAGGUCUUGAUGCCAAAGUCUCUCUUCAUAUGUCUACAGUUUUAGGCAUCUAUAAGAUUCCUCAGCUUCACCAUUUUCUAAGGACCAUCUCAUUUAACAAUAGUGCUGGAGACACUGUAUCUUUUGAUGAGAAUGGUGAAUUGGUAGCUGGAUUUGAUAUUAUCAACUGGAUCACUUUCCCAAACAAAUCUUUUCUUCGUAUGAAAGUUGGAUACCUGGACCCACAAGCUUUAAGUGGUCAUCAAUUAACUAUUCAUGAAGAGGCCAUCACGUGGCAUAGUUCAUUUAAUCAGAUCCUUCCUGUUGCUCUGUGUAAUGAGAAAUGCCAUCCAGGUUACAGACAAAAAAAGAAAGAAGGAGAACCAUUCUGCUGCUACAAUUGUGUUCCUUGUCCAGAUGGGAAGAUUUCAGAUCAGAAAGACAUGGACAACUGUUUCCAAUGCCCAGAAGAUCAAUUUCCAAAUGAAGACAAAAAUCAAUGUAUUGCAAAAAGAUUACAUUUUCUCUCUUUCCUGAAUCCUUUGGGGACUACUUUAGCAUUUUUGGCUUUAUUUUUUGUUGUGCUCACAAUUCUGAUACUAGGAGUUUUCAUCAAGAACCAGAACACUCCCAUUGUCAAAGCCAACAACCGGGACCUCACCUACUGUCUGCUCAUCUCCUUAUUGCUUUGUUUUCUCUGCUCCUUGUUAUUUAUUGGCAAGCCACAAAUAGUGACUUGCUAUUUACAACAAGUAACUUUUGGUAUCAUCUUCACAGUGGCUGUUUCUUGUAUAUUAGCAAAAACAAUAACUGUAGUUCUAGCUUUUAUGGCCACUAAGCCAGGAUCUAGGAUAAGGAAAUGGGUUGGGAGAAGACUGACCAUUCUCAUCCUGUUUGGCUGUUCCUUCAUUCAGGCUAGUAUUUGUGCUGUAUGGCUGUGUACAGCUCCUCCUUUCCCAGCGUUUGAUAUGCAUUCCCUUCCUGGAGAAAUUAUAGUGCAAUGCAAUGAAGGAUCACUUGGUAUGUUUUAUUAUGUCUUGGGCUACUUGGGAUUUUUGGCUAUUGUCAGCUUCACUGUGGCUUUCCUAGCCAGGAAGUUGCCAGAUACUUUCAAUGAAGCCAAGUUCAUUACCUUCAGCAUGCUGGUUUUCUGCAGUGUCUGGCUGUCCUUUAUUCCUUCAUAUCAGGGCACUAAUGGAGAACAUAUGGUCGCUGUGGAGAUCUUCUCUAUCUUGGCAUCUGGUGCUGGAUUAUUAAGUUGUAUCUUUUUCCCAAAAUGUUACAUUAUUAUCCUAAAACCUGAACUGAACAUCAAGGAACAGUUGAUAAAGAGAAACAUUUAA